This is a messenger RNA of Orcinus orca (killer whale), 3831 nucleotides long. RefSeq names its product apolipoprotein D (gene APOD). The transcript has 6 exons. NCBI's taxonomy places the organism in Eukaryota, Metazoa, Chordata, Mammalia, Artiodactyla, Delphinidae. Bases 2833 to 3474 code for a protein of 213 amino acids. Gene Ontology annotation, biological process: brain development; lipid transport; tissue regeneration. Gene Ontology annotation, molecular function: cholesterol binding. The record is from RefSeq and is a predicted model, not a curated record.
GCCAUUUCUCUUCAGAGAACACACCACACUCUCAGCAAUUGCCAUCUUUCGGGUGUCUGUCUUGCUCAGCUGAUCCCUGUCCCUUUCAGACUUGCCUAUUGCCCACAGGAUUUGGCCUCUGCAGCUGUAGUUGUACAGUGAGACCCUCCCCCCCACCCUCUGGCCAUGGAAGAGUGGGUCAGGGAGAGACACCUGACACCAGAUGAAUCCAUCGGUCUGUCCCCUGGCACUGUGAAAGAAUGCAAAGCAGCCUCUGUGGGGCAGAGACAUGUGAUCUGGUUGCUGGAGUUGGGAGGAGGGGGGUGGGCAGCUAUGCGACACUUGAGCCUGAAGCCAGAGAGAGAGAUGGAGAAAGCCAAUCUGCAAAGAGAGAAAGGAGUCAGGCACACAUGUAGAAAGAAGCAGAGAUGGAAGUGAAGAAGAGAGAAAAAAGCAGCAACAGAGCCUCCUGCUCCCGAGACCCAGCUGCCCUCCUGUCUUCAGCUCUGUAAGGCAUGUGAUGUCUUUAUUCUCUGUGUUGAUUUAAGCACGUUUAAUGUUUCUGUUAGUUGCAGCCAAAACAAUAUUGGUGAAAACACACUGAAAGCAGGUUCUUUCUGUAGAUCAUUAUCAUUAAUUCUUAAGCUUGCCUGAUAUUCUGAGAAUGCCACACUGUAGACCUCAUAAUGAUAACAGGAACAGGAGCCUCUCCCUCUCCACUUCUGUCAAGGAAACAUCUGUCCUUCCCCAAGAGAAAGUGUUACCAGAGCUAUCAAAAUGGCCAUAAUUACAACCACCAGGUUAAGCAGGCAUUCCAUCCCUAGGAGAACAGGGCUUGCCUACCAAAUUCAAGUCAGACCUGUACACAGUAGGCACAUAAUAUUUGAAUGACUUAAGAGAGUUUUCAGCAGAGGAAUACCAUAUCAGGCUUAUAUUUUAAAAUGAUAACUCUCACUGGGUUAAGAAUAGACUGAGGAUGGACAAGGGCAGAAGCAGGGAGACCAUUUAGAAGCUAUGGCAGUAACCCAGGACCAUAACGUACAGCCAUGCAGGUUGUGCACUGCAGAACUCCAGCAAAAUGUGAAGAGGUACUCCCUGGACAUAUAUAAAAGGGCUGCCAGCCCCGGUGGAAACCAUGGAGCUAAUUAGAUGUGGUCAGAGUCUGGCUGUGUUUUGAAGGUAAAGCCCACUGUGAUUUACUGACCAAUUAAAUGUAGGCUAUGAAGGAAGGAAGAAUCAACGAUAUUUCCAAGAUUUUUCGUGCCAUGUAAAAAAAUGACAUUAGUACAACUGACGGUUUAAGGAGCCAUCCUAUUCAUAAGCGCUUACCACAUUUCAAAUCAGAGCGUACAAGCCCAGCAUCCUGGUCCUCAGCGGGCCCCUCCAAGUCAUAUCUCCAACUAUACUUCUCUCAUCUACUCAUUAUACCAUUUGCCACCAUCUCUCAAUACGCCCUGUACUUUCCAAUUUUUGUGCCUUGCUCAUCCUAUACCAAAUCUGAGGUCUCCCUCAUCCACUAAGCCCUAACUGAUUCAAAUAACCUCCUUCAAGAAACCUUUCCUGAUCCCCUAAAUCAAAAAACAAUCUCUUGUUGCGGGACUUCCCUAGCAGGUCAGUGGUUAAGACGCCGCGCUCCAUAUUUGCAUUUUCACUGCUUCCUUAUGUGCCUCUGAAAUAGCACUUAACCUAGGCCGGGUAGUAUUAGAGGUAUUUCUGCUUAUAACCAUUCACAGCACCCCGCUCCGCCAUCUGACCACCAGUCUCAACCUGGAUUGUUUCAUUGACCUCCGGCUCAUCCAAAAUGACUACUCUGGUGUCUGACAGGAAGCAGCCACUCUGUAAAUGUGUAUUGAGAGACUAUGCGAGCUACACUCAUUUCAAAGUUCAGCUUCCUCGCCCGCCACGGGUAUAUGCCCUGGGCACGGCCGGGCUGCAACGCUCUGGUAGAAAGUGCUAGGAUAUUUGAUGCGUCAUAAAGGAUCCUGGCAGCCGGAAGCCCACCGUACCGAAACGUGUGCCUCUGUAACCCCUGGCAGGGUUAGACGGGAACUUUGUAUCAGAUGACUCUGGGCAGAUUUUGGCAGACUGGUUGGAAAACACCACGCAGAGCUCAAAUGAGCUCAACGUCCCGCGCGGCUCCAAACCCUCCCCCAGCAGGGCGCAGACCGCCCGGGUCUCUGUCUCUGACAGGGACGCCCUGUCAGAGACGGGGGACGCCAGAGACUCGCCGGCGCCAACUCGCCCAGCGCGCCGGCAGCCCCGCGUCCGGGUCAAUCGCAGGGCCGCAGCCCCUUCCGGCAGACCAGAGGCUGGGAGCCGAGGGGGCUCGGCCCGAGCCACGCUCCCAUUGGCUGAGACCGCACCGCCCCGACCAAGUUGAGCUGUUCCCGCACCUGUGAGCCGCAGAGGCUCCGGGCCUUCCCCGGCCGCGGGCCCACCACCAACCCAGCAUCUCCGGCCUGCUCCCGCGGCGCCCCCAACUUGCUCGGUCCUCCUCCUCCCCCGGUCCUGCGGCCUCUGCGGUCCACCAGUAACAGCCGGCUCAGCUCCUGCUCAAGGAAACUGGACCGGCGGCCUGACUGCUGUCCAGCAUCCUUCCCGAGGGCGCAGCUUAAGGGGAGGAAGCACUCCCCCUCCCCCCCAACCAAGUCCCCGAGAACAGAGCCUCGUGGAGGACGCGGCAGGAGGACGAGGGAUGAGGGAACAACCAGAGAGAUGAGAGCGAAGCUUUUAGGCCAGCCUUCCUGAACUGGAGGGGGUGUGGCAUGCAUUAAAAUUAAACAUCAAUGACCUGAGAAGCUUAUAAAAUAGCUUGGGAGAAGCCAGUCACCAAGAGAAGGCAUCUCGAAUUGGAUGAUUUUGCAUGUGGAAACUGCUUUCAUCUUGAUAAAAAAGGUCCACCUCCAGCCACCCAGCUCCAAGAUGGUCCCAGCUCUGCUGCUGCUGCUUCCUGCCCUGGCUGGACUCUUAGGAGCAGCUGAGGGACAAGCUUUCCAUCUCGGGAAAUGCCCAAAUCCUCCAGUGCAGGAGAACUUUGACGUGAAUAAGUAUCUUGGAAGAUGGUAUGAAAUUGAGAAGAUCCCAGUGAGCUUUGAGAAGGGAAGUUGCAUCCAAGCCAACUACUCGCUAAUGGAAAACGGAAACAUCAAAGUGAUAAACAAGGAGCUGAGAGCUGAUGGAACUGUGAAUCAAAUUGAAGGCGAAGCCACCCAGGAGAACAUCACGGAGCCCGCCAAGUUGGCAGUUAAGUUUUUCUGGUUCAUGCCAUCAGCUCCAUACUGGGUCCUGGCCACCGACUAUGAGAACUACGCCCUCGUGUACUCCUGUACCACAAUCAUCUGGCUUUUUCACAUGGAUCAUGUUUGGAUCUUGGGAAGAAACCCUUAUCUCCCUCCAGAAACAGUGACCUAUCUCAAAGAUAUCCUGACCUCUAAUGACAUUGACAUUGAGAAAAUAGCUGUCACAGAUCAGGUGAACUGCCCCGAGUUCCUAUAACCAGGCUCUAAAGGGAGGCUGCACUCACUCCAUGUUCCUUCCUUUGCUUUGCUUUUCCCCUACACCACCCCUCAUAAAGACAAACCAAACCACCAUAGCAAACUAUUACAAAUACCAGAAGGGAAAUGUGACAGCAGAAGCUAGUGGAGAGGAACUCAAGGCAAGUUGGCCCAAACACUUAGCCAUGCACCAUCCUGUUACCUUGCAAGCCUGAUAAUAAACUUGCUGCUGACCUGCUGUGCUCACAGUAGACUACAAAUUGGACUAAUUAUUGGGAGUUUUUAAUUCUAAGCUUAUGUUUGGAAAUCCUUAAGCAGUUAUGUUGAAAAAAUAAAAAGAAGCACUGAACAAUUUAAA